UCUCUAGGGUUGUCGAUCAAUGCUUUUGUCAUUCACAACUUGUGCGUAAGCUUGAAGCUGUAUCCCCUGUAACAUUGCCGAUCCAUCCUCUCAGGUGACGUGCAGAGUCUGUUCAGCUUGUAACUUUGUCUACUUGUCUUGCGGAGUCUGUUGCAGGAUCUGGGUGUCUCCAUCUCUUUCUAUCUAACAGAGUGAAUUAGAGCAAGUUGGGAAGGUUGGUGACUGUUCGAGGUAUGGAACGAGGUAGAAAUGAUCACCUCCCAAGAAAUUGAGAUGAUCCCACUUCGAGUUUUCUGAACAAGUUCGAGUAGCAGAGUUAUCCAACAGUCAUGGCGAUGAUUCUGUAUGGAGGCCCAACUCCCAAUGUGAUCCGAUCCAUUCUACCACUCUUUGAAGCUGAGGUGGAUACCGAGAAUGAACUGAAAUUGGUGAGAGUGGCCUUACAAACUGCUCAACACCGUCAGCCCAUCUACACGACUAAACAGCCUUUCGGACAAAUCCCAUUCUUCGAGGAUGGCGACGUGAAAAUUUUUGAAUCUCGAGCCAUAGCCAGGUACAUAGCUGAGAAGUACGAGGGCCAAGGCACGCCGCUCCUGGGCAAGUCGCUGAAGGAAAGAGCGAUCAUUUACCAGUGGAUCGAGAGUGAGGGCCAGAACUUCCAUCCUUGCGUAGGACCCGUGGUGCGAGAAAUGUUUGUGGCUCCUCGUGAGAAGCGACCAGUGAAUGAGGAAGUUAUAUCAACAUGUUUGGCUAAACUCAACAAUGUCUUGAACGUAUACGAGGCGCACCUCGCCAAGGGGAGUAAAUUCAUUGCAGGUGAGAGCUUCUCCCUGGCCGACGCAUUCCACACGCCCUACAUGAACUGGGUCAAAAAUGUCAAGCCUGAGCUGCUGGAAAACCGCCCACACGUCUCGGCUUGGGUUGAAGCCAUCACCUCUCGGCCUGCAUUCCAAAAGUGUCUGCAACUGGACUGGGAAAACGCCGCAGCAUUGGAGUAGUGAAAGCUUUUGUCUUAAAACAAUUUUGCAGGCUAGUCAUGUCUAUUUAGACAAGUUAAAAGUACUGAAACAUGACAGGAAGCAUUUUUUAAGUGGAAGAUGAACCGUAUCUCACCAAUUAACAUGCUCCGAAAGAGAAUUCCUGGAGGUAGUUUUGUUUCUCAAUGGAGAAAACUGCAUGACUGAAUUCGUGUUGUGUUUUUGAUAGCAUGGUGAUCUGUAUAAUUUAGUGAUGUUUGCAAGGGCUAUCAGAAAAAUCAGGUGGUUGUAAAGGACCUCUGUUGGGUGUUCGAAUUGUAUUCGGAGCACUUCGAGAGACCCAGUAAACAAUAAGACAUAGUAUGUGUGUCUCUCAUAAGAUGUAUAUAGCUGCCUUCUGAUAAUAAUAUGCAAGGUUUUCCUGAAAGUAUUUGCUCUUAAGCUGGUCCUUAAGCUUAACUUUCUUUGGAAA
Molecule: messenger RNA, 1449 nt
Organism: Physcomitrium patens
Lineage: Eukaryota; Viridiplantae; Streptophyta; Bryopsida; Funariales; Funariaceae
Product: glutathione S-transferase
Biological process (GO): glutathione metabolic process
Cellular component (GO): cytoplasm
Molecular function (GO): glutathione transferase activity; glutathione binding
Source: RefSeq, a predicted model, not a curated record